This is a messenger RNA of Acanthopagrus latus (yellowfin seabream), 5170 nucleotides long. It is a transcript of the gene rbp3, whose product is annotated as retinol binding protein 3. Gene Ontology annotation, molecular function: retinol binding; serine-type peptidase activity. The coding region runs from base 1 to 4611 and encodes 1536 amino acids. Gene Ontology annotation, biological process: proteolysis. NCBI's taxonomy places the organism in Eukaryota, Metazoa, Chordata, Actinopteri, Spariformes, Sparidae. The record is from RefSeq and is a predicted model, not a curated record. The transcript is spliced from 5 exons.
AUGGCGCAACACUCACCACCACUACUGGUGACACUUCUUCUAUGUACUCUAUCUGUCAACUCAUCAUUCCAGCCUGCCCUGGUGUUAGAAAUGGCAAAAAUUCUUUUGGAAAACUACUGCUUCCCUGAGAACCUGGUUGGGAUGCAGGAGGCCAUCCAACAAGCCAUCAACAGCGGAGAAAUCCUGCAGAUUUCAGACAAGAAGACCCUGGCAGCUGUGCUCACAGUCGGAGUACAAGGGGCACUGAAUGAUCCCCGGCUGACUGUGUCAUACGAGCCAAAUUUUGCCCCAGUGGUGCCACAGAUGCUGCCGUCUCUCCCAAUGGAGCAGCUGAUCUGGCUGGUGAGAAACUCUUUCAAGCUGGAUAUACUCGACAACAACGUUGGAUAUUUGCGGAUUGAUCGGAUAAUUGGGGAGGAGACAGCGGCAAAGCUUGGCUCUCUGCUGAGGGACAACAUCUGGGAUAAAGUUGCCCAAACAUCCUCACUCAUUUUGGACUUGAGGUAUAACACAGCUGGAGAAUUGUCUGGCGUUCCUUUUAUAAUCUCCUAUUUCUCAGACUCUGGGUCCCUCAUUCACAUUGACACUGUGUAUGACAGGCCAUCAAAUACAACCAGGGAGCUGUGGUCCAUGCCAUCAAUAACAGGGGAAAAGUAUGGAAAGAAGAAAGAUCUGAUUAUUUUGACCAGUAAGCGUACCGUUGGGGCAGCUGAGGCAGUGGCAUAUACAUUAAAAAAUCUAAAGAGGGCCAUCAUCGUUGGAGAAAGGUCUGCUGGUGGGUCAGUUAAAGUCCGAAAGAUAAGAAUCGCUCAGUCCGAGUUCUACAUAACAGUUCCUGUCGCAAGGUCAGUUAGCCCAAUCACAGGUCAGAGCUGGGAAGUGAAUGGUGUUUCCCCAAUGGUCAGUGUCAUUGCCAAGGAAGCUGUCACGAAAGCCAAGUCCCUUCUGGCUGUAAGGAGUACCAUUCCGAAAGUUAUACAGCGUAUCUCUGACAUCAUCGAGAGGUAUUAUGCUUUCACUGACAGAAUUCCAGCUCUUCUUCAACUCCUUCAAUCUACAGACUUGUUUUCUGUCGUAUCUGAGGAGGAUCUGGCAGUCAGACUUAACCAUGACCUACAGACUGUGUCGGAAGAUCCACGACUUAUCGUCAAAUACAUGCAAGACGAUGCUGCCACAGGAGAGGAGGAUCUUUACAACAUUCAAGAUGAUAUGAAAUUAUUAAGAGAGUUGGUUGAUACAACGUUUAAAGUGGAAAUUCUCCCACACAAUACUGGCUACCUGCGCUUUGAUAAGUUUGUCAAGUUGUCUGCAGAGGCUAAACUAGAAGAGCUGAUGGCUAAUAUGGUAUGGGAACCCCUCAAAGACACUAAUAACCUAAUUAUUGAUCUACGAUAUAACACUGGUGGAUCCUCCACAUCUGUAGCCCUUAUACUGUCCUAUCUGCAGGACCCUUCCCAGAAGCAUCAUUUUUUCACAAUAUAUGACAGUUUUCAGAACAUAACGACAGAAUAUAAUUCUCUGCCCCAAAUCACAGGCCCGUCCUAUGGCUCCAAACGUGGAGUUUAUGUGUUGACCAGCUACUACACAGCAAGCGUUGGUGAAGAAUUUGCAUACCUUGUGCAGUCCCUACAUUGUGGCACAGUCAUUGGGGAAAUUACAUCCGGCACCUUGAUGCACUCAAAGACGUUUCAAAUUGAGGGAACAGAUAUUGCCAUCACUGUCCCUUUCAUCAACUUUUUGGACAAUAAUGGUGAGUUCUGGCUGGGAGGUGGUGUGGUCCCUGAUGCUAUUGUGCUAGCCGAAGACGCCGUGGAGCAUGCUCACAAGAUUGCAGAUUUUCACCAAGGGAUCAAGUCCCUUAUAGAGGGAACUGGGGAACUGUUGGAAAAACACUAUGCAAUCCAUGAUGUCGCAAUAGAGGCCAGCAAGGUACUGGUGAGGAAAUGGGCUGAGGGGUUAUACAGGUCAGUGGUUGACUUUGAAUCUUUGGCAUCUCAGUUGACGGCAGACCUGCAAGAGACUUCAGAUGAUCACCGCCUCCAUGUCUUCCAUUGUGACGUUGAGCCUGAGUCACUUCAUGAUGUCCCAAAGAUCCCUACCCCUGAAGAAGUUGGAUACAUGAUUGACGCUUUGUUUAAAAUUGAGCUUCUGUCAGGUAAUGUUGGCUAUCUAAGGUUUGACAUGAUGGCAGAUAUAGAAGUGGUAAAGGCCACUGGACCUCAGUUGUUAAAAUUAGUGUGGAGCAAGAUAGUCAACACAGAUGCUCUCAUAAUUGACAUGAGGUACAACACUGGUGGAUAUUCAACAGCAAUUCCCCUCUUGUGCACCUAUUUUUUCGAUGCUGAACCUUUGCGGCAUCUUUACACUGUCUUUGACCGCACUACGAACACCAUGACAGAGGUCAUGACAUUGUCUCAGGUUAGUGGUCAAAGGUAUGGGUCCUCCAAAGACGUCUACAUCCUCACCAGUCAUAUGACAGGGUCAGCAGCCGAAGUGUUUACUCGCACUAUGAAGGACUUGAAAAGGGCGACAAUCAUUGGCGAACCAACAAUCGGAGGGUCUCUAUCAAGUGGAACCUAUCAGAUCAGGGACAGUGUCCUGUAUGCUUCCAUCCCUAACCAGGUUGUGUUAAGUGCAAUCACUGGGAAAAUGUGGAGUAUCUCAGGCGUUGAGCCUCAUGUUAUUGCCCAGGCCGCUGGCGCUCUUCCUGUAGCACAGAGAAUUAUUGCAGCAAGGCUGAUGAAGAAAGAGCAAAACAUGGCGAAGGCUCUCUUCCUGGUGGCUUCUCUGCUAGUUUUUGGAAAUGUUUCCUUUAUCCAUGCCUCUUUUUCACCAACCCUCAUUGUAGAUUUGGCAAAAAUUGUCAUGAACAAUUACUGUUCACCAGAGAAGCUGGUGGGGAUGAAGGAGGCAAUUGAAGCAGCGGGCAGCAACACAGAGGUUCUCAACAUCCCAGACGGUGAAUCCCUGGCUAAUGUCCUCAGUUCUGGAGUCCAGACCACCGUCAGUGACCCACGCCUGAUGGUCUCCUUUGAGCCAAACUACGUCCCUGUGGUUCCCCCACAGAUGCCUCCCUUGCCGCCAGAGCAGCUCGUUGCCGUCCUCCAGACCUCAAUUAAGCUCGACAUCCUGGACGGCAACAUUGGCUACCUGAGGAUCGAUCACAUUCUUGGGGAGGAGGUCGCUGACAAGGUUGGCCCUUUGCUCCUAGACCUGGUCUGGAAUAAAAUCCUGCCAACCUCAGCUCUCAUCUUUGACUUGCGCUACACAAGCAGCGGGGACAUCUCAGGAAUCCCAUACAUUGUGUCUUACUUCACUCAAGCCGAGCCUCAGCUUCACAUUGAUAGCGUGUAUGACCGACCCUCCAACACCACCACUAAAUUGGUUUCUAUGGACACACUGCUGGGGGAAAGAUAUGGCGUCACCAAACCCCUUAUCAUCCUCACCAGCAAGAACACCAAAGGCAUUGCCGAGGAUGUUGCCUACUGCCUCCAGAACCUAAAGAGGGCCACCAUUGUGGGCGAGAAGACUGCCGGGGGCUCGGUGAAACUCGAAAAAUUCAAAGUGGGCGACACUGACUUCUACGUUACGGUGCCAACUGCAAAGUCCAUCAACCCAAUCACGGGCUCCUCCUGGGAGGUUACAGGUGUAACUCCUGAUGUGGAGGUCAACGCCGAGGAUGCCCUUGCUACCGCAAUCAAAAUCGUCAACCUCCGUGCCGAGGUUCCAGCCAUCAUUGAGGGAGCAGCCAACCUGAUCGCUGACAACUACGCCUUUGAAAAUAUUGGGGCUGAUGUCGCAGAGAAGUUGAAAGGGCUCCUGGCAAACGGCGAGUACAACAUGAUUGUCUCAAGGGAGAGUCUAGAAGCGAAGCUGUCCACUGACCUGAAGACCCUGUCCGGGGACAAGAGCCUGAAGACCACCAGGAACACCCCAGCCCUGCCUCCCAUGGAUUAUACUCCAGAGAUGUACAUUGAGCUGAUCAAAGUCUCCUUCCACACUGACGUAUUCGAGAACAACAUCGGCUACCUGCGCUUUGACAUGUUCGGAGACUUCGAGGAGGUCAAGGCCAUUGCCCAGAUUAUUGUUGAGCAUGUCUGGAACAAAGUUGUCAACACUGACGCUAUGAUCAUUGACCUUAGGAACAACGUUGGUGGCCCAACAACAGCCAUCUCCGGUUUCUGCUCUUACUUCUUUGAUAAUAAAAGGCAGAUUGUGCUGGACAAGCUGUACGACAGACCAUCCGGCACCACCACAGAGCUCCGGACCCUGCCUGAGCUCACCGGCGAAAGGUAUGGCUCCAAGAAGAGUCUCAUCAUCCUGACCAGCAAGGCAACUGCCGGUGCCGCGGAGGAGUUUGUUUACAUCAUGAGGAACCUUGGCCGCGCCAUGAUCAUGGGAGAGACCACCAAUGGAUCCUCCCACCCACCCAAGAAUUUCCGUGUUGGCGAGACCGACAUCUUCCUCAGCAUCCCCACUGUCCAUUCCGACACUACCUUCGGGCCUGGAUGGGAAGGAGCUGGCAUUGCCCCUCACCUACCCGUCCCAGCAGAUGAUGCCCUUGAGUAUGCCAAGACCGUCUUAAACAAGCACUUUGCGGGUCAGAAGUAAAUCACGACCCGAACAAAGCCGGAUGGGGGGUGUUUCAACACUUUUGCUUUGGCAGCCAAAUGGUCUCAAGAUUUAGAAUCUAGACAUGUUUAAGAAGUGAGGAAUGUAGAUUACGUCCACAGUAAUUGUAAUCUGUUAUUCAUCACCUCAAACCUAAGCCUUUUAGCCUUUCGUAAUGUAGGGAAAUGUUCCAACAGUAGGAUUUACCUCCGGGUUUUAUUUGGGUUGAAUGUUACUCUGGCUGCUAAAGGUUUUGAGAAUGUGUGGCCCUGGCGAGCCAAUUCUCUUAUGAAGUGUUCAUGAAGAAGUCUGUGUCAAAGAUCAGUUGUCAUAACAUCAUCAAAUCACCUUUCAAAAAUGUAAUUUCUGAGAAGUCACAUGCGAAAGAAAGUAAGUAAACACACAUAAAAAAGGGUUUCAAACUAAGUUUGCCAUUCAUGUAUUGUUUUGGAUAUUUGGAAUUGGGACCUCUGUGAAGUAAUUCACUUGUUGCUGUUGUCAGAAAACCACCAAGUGAUGCCCUCAAUGUGUUUGGGGAGUACUGUAUGUCCAUUAUGCC